Messenger RNA from Saccostrea cuccullata (small rock oyster), 601 nucleotides. RefSeq lists its product as uncharacterized. Lineage: Eukaryota; Metazoa; Mollusca; Bivalvia; Ostreida; Ostreidae. The coding region runs from base 17 to 601 and encodes 194 amino acids. The record is from RefSeq and is a predicted model, not a curated record. The transcript has 4 exons.
CCUUAAAAUAUUGGGGAUGUCUGCAUGCAUAUUUUUCCUUUCAUCACUUAUCAUCCUGAUCAGUCGUUCAUCUGCGUACGAGAACAUAGCAUAUAAGCGACCAGCAUGGCAAAGAACAACACACCCUUCAGGGUUUGGACCGGAUAAGGCAGUUGAUGGAUUAAAAUCUAACUUAUCUGCAAGUGGUCACCAGUGUAGCAUAUCAGCAAAUUAUGAAAAUAUAGCUUCAUUGAGUGUCAACCUACUUGGAAUAAAAUUUAUUCAUCAUCUGCUUAUAUAUUACAGAACAGACAACAAUCCUUGGGGUGAAAAUAAUUCCUUAGCUGGAAGAUUUCUGGGAUUCGCUGUCUAUAUAUCAGACACUGAAAAUAAAGAUGAUGGUAGAUUAUGUUUCCAUGACAACGAAUACAAUAUGUCUACAAUACCAGCUGUGGCCAAUAUCACGUGUGAGUUAUACGGCCAGUAUGUCAUCUAUUAUAACGAAAGAAGAAACGACACAGUUUACCCGAUUGGUUAUUCGAAAUACGCAUACAGUGAGCUCUGUGAAGUUGAAGUUUAUGCAUUCCUAAUGGAUUUAAAUGCACCCCAUUACAGAGCAUAA